CCUCGCCGUCAAAGGACCGGCAAUCUUCCUGUCAUUUUACCGCCGCAAAGUUACCCAGACGAAGCUAUAUAGCAGCCACCGGACUCCAAAGGCGCCAUUCGCGCAAGAAACCACCCACCAUGCCUGCCCUCGCAUUGAUUGACCAUUCGCCCAACAACCCCACCCCCUCUCCACCAAUACCGACCGCUUCCAACGUUAUACUCAUUGACAACUACGACUCCUUCACCUGGAACGUGUAUCAAUACCUCGUCUUCGAAGGCGCGACCGUGACUGUAUACCGAAACGAUGAGAUCACUGUCGAAGAGUUGAUCGCAAAGAAUCCUACCCAGCUGGUAAUCAGUCCCGGACCGGGACAUCCAGAGCGCGAUGCAGGCAUUAGCAAUGCGGCUAUCAAGCACUAUAGCGGCAAGAUUCCAAUCUUCGGCGUGUGCAUGGGAGAACAGUGCAUCUUCUAUAGCUACGGCGGUACGGUAGACGUGACAGGCCAGGUCUUGCACGGAAAAACAUCGCCUCUCAAACACGACGGCAAAGGCGUCUUUGCAGGCGUCUCGCAGAAUGUCCCCGUCACACGCUAUCAUUCGCUCGCUGGCACCCACGGAACGCUCCCUGACUGCCUCGAGGUCACCGCUACGAUACCCGCGAACGAAGACGCCGAAGUGAAGGAAGUCAUUAUGGGUGUGCGACACAAGGAAUACGUUAUGGAGGGUGUGCAGUUUCACCCAGAGAGUAUCUUGACCGAAGAUGGUCGCCUCAUGGUGAGGAACUUCCUCAAGAUGCAAGGAGGUACCUGGGCCGAGAACGAGCGGUUACAGAAGGAGGCACAUGCUCAGGCAGUCGGAGCUGCUGCUAACGGUACAAAUGGCGCAAAGAAGGACAAGCAGACAUCCAUACUGGAGAAGAUCUACGACCACCGUAGGGCCUCUGUCGCGGAACAGAAGAAGAUCCCAUCCCAACGGCCUAGCGACCUACAAGCUUCGUACGACCUUAACCUAGCACCUCCUCAGAUCAACUUCCCAGAGCGUCUCAGGCAAUCUCCGUUCCGACUAUCGCUCAUGGCUGAGAUCAAGCGCGCAUCGCCCUCCAAAGGCAUAAUCUCCUUGUCUGCGUGCGCUCCUGCCCAAGCAAGGCUUUACGCAAAGGCCGGCGCAAGCACCAUCUCCGUCCUCACGGAGCCGGAGUGGUUCAAGGGAAGCAUCGACGACCUCAAAGCAGUUCGUCAAAGUUUGGAAGGCAUGCCAAACCGUCCUGCUGUCCUGCGCAAGGAAUUCAUCUUCGAGGAGUAUCAGAUCUUGGAAGCUAGACUCGCAGGUGCCGAUACUGUAUUGCUCAUCGUCAAGAUGCUUGACGAGGCAGUGCUGAAGAAGCUCUACGACUACUCCAGAUCACUUGGAAUGGAGCCCCUAGUCGAGGUCCAAAACGCAGAAGAAACGGAGAUCGCCGUCAAGCUGGGCGCGCAAGUCAUCGGUGUGAACAAUCGCAAUCUUGUCAAUUUCGAGGUCGACAUGGAGACCACUAAUCGACUAAUCAACAUGGUUCCAAAAGAGACAAUUUUGUGUGCGCUCAGCGGUAUCGCUGGACCCAAAGAUGUCGAACCAUACAUCAAGAGCGGAGUCGGUGCAGUCUUGGUGGGUGAAGCGUUGAUGCGCGCAUCUGACACUGCUCAGUUCAUUGCUGAGCUCUUGGGUGGCUCAUCUACAAAGAAGGCGCAAACAGCCUCAAGCCCGAUGGUAAAGAUCUGCGGAACUCGGAGUGCAGAGGCCGCAAAGGCUGCAGUCGAGGCAGGAGCUGAUCUCAUCGGCAUGAUACUGGCGCCAGGAACCAAGCGAACAGUGACAGCGGAGACAGCACUUGCCAUCUCGGAAAUGGUACACAAGACUAAAAAGCCGAUUGUCUCAAAGUCGGGGCUGCUUGCUGAUUCAAAGGCUGCGUCUGAUUUCUUUGAGCACGGCGCAUCGCGGUUGGUAUCAAACGACAGUCGUGCGCUUCUUGUAGGAGUUUUCCGAAACCAAUCACUGGAAUAUGUGCUCGAGCAGCAGCGAUUGCUCAGCCUAGACGUUGUACAAUUUCAUGGUCAAGAGCCACUAGAGUGGGCAAAGCUGGUUCCUGUACCUGUUCUGCGAGCUUUUAACCCGCAAAACCUUGGAAUCGGCUCAAGAGGUUAUCACGCUCUACCACUCCUGGAUGCAGGCUCUGGAGGUUCAGGCCAGCAACUGGAUCUCUCCGACGUCAAAGCGGUGUUCGCAAAAGACGAUGGGAUCAAGGUCAUAUUAGCAGGUGGGCUGAACCCUGACAACGUACAGUCUAUGCUCGCUGGACUCGACGAGUACCGGGAUCGCGUUCACGCUGUGGAUGUCAGCAGCGGUGUCGAAGAAGACGGACAGCAAAGUCUAGACAAGAUACGCGCCUUCAUAAAGGCAGCUAAGAACCAGCAAUAGGCAUCAGAAUGAAUGUCUAAAAUACUACUUCUAAAACGGGAGCUGGAAUUCAUCAAAUACAACGCACUUUGUUCACAGCCUCAUGGUAUCUCCUUGAAUGAUUUACGUUCUUCUUUAGGUCUUCUCUUCAUCUAAGAAUCACAUGUUACGGGAAGGAUGGGCUGCGUCUCUAGAGACAGCGGUCUGCAAAGGCGCCGCGAUCA
Messenger RNA from Alternaria alternata, 2638 nucleotides. Its product is annotated as anthranilate synthase component 2. Gene Ontology annotation, molecular function: anthranilate synthase activity; phosphoribosylanthranilate isomerase activity; indole-3-glycerol-phosphate synthase activity. Gene Ontology annotation, cellular component: cytosol. The record is from RefSeq and is a predicted model, not a curated record. Bases 120 to 2435 code for a protein of 771 amino acids. Gene Ontology annotation, biological process: L-tryptophan biosynthetic process. The transcript has 2 exons. Lineage: Eukaryota; Fungi; Ascomycota; Dothideomycetes; Pleosporales; Pleosporaceae.